This is a messenger RNA of Daphnia pulicaria, 2440 nucleotides long. RefSeq lists its product as uncharacterized. NCBI's taxonomy places the organism in Eukaryota, Metazoa, Arthropoda, Branchiopoda, Diplostraca, Daphniidae. The transcript is spliced from 3 exons. Bases 234 to 1859 code for a protein of 541 amino acids. The record is from RefSeq and is a predicted model, not a curated record.
CUUCAUUUUAGCCGUUCCAUUCCUCUAGUCAAUCGCAGUCUGACUCGUCCUCUCGCCUACUCUACUGCAUCUUGACUCGCGAACAAUUUCACUAGAUUAUCAGUCUAUUAUUAUUCUUCUGUCAAUAUCACCAGUCUAUUAUCCCAUUCUUCCGUCAGCGUGAUUUGUGUUUUGAUUUCAGUCACAUGCCUUAUUCUUUUCAGCCAAUUCAAUCACUCUAAGCCCAAUCAGCCAUGCCUAGUCCCGGUUUUAGAUCCAGCCAAGAAGAAGAAGAAGGCCGAAAGGUUAAUCAAUCUGCUGGAGAUGUCGAGCUCACGAAGAGAAGGAGGAUAAGCGUUCGCAGUCAGAUCACCUCAACGAUUCGUCAGAUCCGAACCAACAUCGAUCAGUGCGGAUCACGGGGAGGUAUAACCGGUCUAGUAAAACACCUCCAGGAUUUAGCAACGACAUCUACACUCUUGCAUACCUUCUUGCUAACAGUAGAAGAUGCAAGUGAGAAAGACAGGCAAGAGGAGAGGCAUCGGUCGUAUGUUCAACAGGUUGGUGAAGCGGUUGCCGAAGCCGAAGAACACCUGAAGUCCAGAGCUGGGGAAGCCCCUUCUGGAGUCAAUGACAGUAUCAAGCAAGAUUCGAAACGUGCAGUAAGAGCAUCGGAAGAAGAAAUCCGUGGGGCGCAACAGACCCGCACACAAGCAGAACAGUCCAGAAGAAAAGCAGAAGUUGCUUUACAGAAAUUGCAGACAGUCGAUUCCGAUCUCGACAAACUCUCUUCAGUCAGCAACGGAGGUCAAUUUCAACCAUUUUCAAGAUUAGCGGCUGAACCGACACCACCAAUUCAGAAAGCCAGCGUAUGUUUUGCUGCUCGUGUCAAUCAAGUCUCUUCCAAACACUCGUCAAUAUCGCACAUUUCAUGGAAAUCCGCUUCACACCCGUUCUGUUUCAAGUGUGAAGGGGAGCAAAGCCUGGAGAGCCAUGGAGCUUUCAAAUCAUCUUCUGCAGGAGAACGUGUCAGCUUUCGUGUAAAGCAUCGGCUGUGUUUCGGUAAUCCGAAACCAAGUCAGUCGAUUCGUGUCUGUCAUCUACGGAAGCCCUGCAGUCAAUCCGGCCGCGCCUUAUUCUGCCACGCGCUACUACCUGACGUCAAGCGAGUCAAUUCCCACGCCUCCAUCGUGAUAUAUCCAGCUACUCUACUCAUCGACAACAAAGGUCAUCAACGAGUGGAGAUGGGAAGCAACUCUACGUUAAUGCAGCAAGGAUUCCCCAGCCUCUUGAAACUUUGUGAUGAUCAUCUUAUUCUUUCCAGUUCGUCUCCUAUCCUUAAUGUCAUCAGAGUUAGAAACGUCAUAGACUACCCCUUGCAGCGAAGCAGUUUCAGUAUGGGAGGCUCAGUUCAUCCUACCACAUCCAUUGUCUGCUCAACUCUGCCAACGGUGACCACCGAUACAUCCAUCACCGAUUGGCCAGUUCCGAAGGAACGUUGGAAGGAUCAUCCCAAUCUAUCAGUAUCAACGACCUGUGGUAUGGUAGACAUUUUGAUCGGUAAUGGUCUUCUCCCCCGAGUCACAGCUGUCAGAGCCAACACAAUCAUCAGAUCAACCCGAUUGGUCCAGCCUGCCGACGCGAUGAAUCAGUCCCGAGAAACAGAUAAUUUUGACACCGAAUACCAAGUCACGGGAAUGUCCGAAGAUCAUCGAAAGACCGUCUCGAUUUUAGAUGGUGGAACCCGGAAGUUCAGUGCCGAGGAUUGCGUCAAGAGAAUGCUGUCCGAUGUCAACCUGCACCUCCAAGACUGGAUUCCAAAUUCAUCCGAGUUCAUCCAGUCAGUCGUAAGAGGGCCACACAUCACCUGUAUCUUCUAGAAUAUGCGCUGAAGAAUUCCUCUGCAGUUGAAGAUUUUCAUUUACAUCAAGUCUAUUCAAAUCAUUAAAAUCUCAGUUACCCAUUGUAAUCAUCUAAGACAUUAUUUUUCUAUUUCGCCUUGAUUUGCUCAUCGAUGUUACACUACACCUCGAUUCGGGGGAGUAUGUUCCGGCGAAAUUCUGUCUUUGAGCCGAUUUAUUGCAAUCUGGCAACGUCCUCGCCUUUAUUUCUCGCUGUCACUAUAUUUUCCUAUUAGUCGUCUGCUUCUUGCACGUUUUGAAGUCGAGUGUGACAUUCUGUUCUCGAAGAUCACCGUUACUUGUCUUUCUUUCUGUGAUUUCUGUUCGGUCUUUGUCUCACAAGUUCACUCUGGAACUAUUCUGCCUUGCCUCAUUUCUGUGGUCAAAUAGCCUGUGAGCCAUUGUGUUCUAUUUUCUGCUUUGCAGGCACCAUCGCUUAUACCAUUGCUACGUCAACAUCGUUAACUCUCAUAGUCAUACUGCCAUUCUGGCAGACAAAUCUUACUCGCAAUACAUUGAAGAGAAAACCCACUGCCGGCCUAUGCUCUAAUUUAGCUUCU